AUGGGCUGUUUUGAGGUUGAAGAUAAGCAAAGUUGGAGAUGGUUCUUGGAGCUUUUGAUUAAUGACAUAGGAUUCCACAAUGGAGAGGGCUUGACUGUUAUGUCUGACAGACAAAAGGGAUUAAUUGAUGCUGUUGAAACAGUUUGCCCAAAAGCUGAGGUCAGAUUUUGUGUAAGACACAUUUGGGCAAACUUCAAGCUUCAAUUUUCUGGUACAGCAUUCAAAGAGUCAUUUUGGAGAGCAGCUAGGACAAGUUCAAGGUUUACUUUCAUAGCUGAGAUGGCAGCUAUCAAGUUCCUCUCCCAAGAUGCAUAUAACUACUUAGCUGCAAUUCCUCCCAAAUAUUGGGCUAGACAUGCCUUCCUUACUAGGUCAAAGUCAAAUUUGUUGCUUAACAACCUCUGUGAGACUUUUAACUCAGUAAUCAAGGAAGCAAGGGAUAAACCAAUCAUCACAUGCCUUGAAUGGAUAAGAAGGUAUGUGAUGAAAAGAAAUACAGAGAAAUGGGAUGGGGUUCAAACCUAUACUGGGAGGUUUAUGCCUUUUGUUGAUAAGGUUUUCAGUUGGGUGAAAGAAGAAGCUAAGCAGUGUGUGAUGGUGCCUUCCAGAGUGGGGGAGUGGGAAGUUGAUUACCAGCAUGAUAGAUUUGUAGUUAACUUAAGAGAUAGGUCUUGUUCAUGUAAUAAGUGGGAUAUGACAGGGAUUCCUUGCAUACAUGCAUAUGCUUGCAUACUCAGAAUUAGGGGGAAACCAGAGGACUAUGUGGAUCCCUUUUAUAGCAGAGAGAAAUAUAUGCAAGCAUAUGGUCCUUAUAUAAAACCUAUGCCUGGAAUGAAUCAAUGGGAAGCCACUGAAUUCCCUCAUCCAUUACCUCCACCAAUCAAAAGAUGCCAGGCAGACCUUCUCUUAAGAAAAGAAAAAAAGAAGCUGAUGAAAAACAAGACAAGCAAAGCACUUAUGUUAAGAGGCCUAAGAGGCAGAACCAAUGUGGUAAUUGUGGUCAGUUGGGCCACUACAGGACCAAGUGCAACAACCCUCCAGCUCCUCCAAAGGAAAAAUCCAAGGGAGGUUUAUGAAACUGAAUGCAUUAGUAACCCCAUGGGCAUGGAACAUCAUGGUGGCCCAAGUAGCCCAGUUCAACCAAACAUCAAGGUGGCCCAAGUAGCCCAGUCCAUCCCACCUUGGACACAAAGCAGCCAAGGAUCAAAUCAAGUACAAGGUGGACAGCAGAGGGUGAAGAAGCAGCCAAGUAAAGAGAAGCAACAAGAUGAAAAAUCCUCACAAGUUUCUGCCAAAAAGGGAGCUGUCAAGAAGCCAAAAAAAGAAAAAAUUGUAAAGGGGCCUGCUAAAAAGCCUGCUUGGCAAGUGUAA
This is a messenger RNA of Beta vulgaris subsp. vulgaris (sugar beet), 1371 nucleotides long. RefSeq lists its product as uncharacterized. The transcript is spliced from 4 exons. The record is from RefSeq and is a predicted model, not a curated record. The coding region runs from base 1 to 1371 and encodes 456 amino acids. Gene Ontology annotation, molecular function: zinc ion binding. NCBI's taxonomy places the organism in Eukaryota, Viridiplantae, Streptophyta, Magnoliopsida, Caryophyllales, Amaranthaceae.